Molecule: messenger RNA, 1785 nt
Organism: Rhopilema esculentum
Lineage: Eukaryota; Metazoa; Cnidaria; Scyphozoa; Rhizostomeae; Rhizostomatidae
Product: trans-1,2-dihydrobenzene-1,2-diol dehydrogenase
Molecular function (GO): nucleotide binding
Source: RefSeq, a predicted model, not a curated record
UAAAUUGUACCUGCAUAACUAAACCAGCAUUAGCUAACUUUUGACCCCUGUUCAGUUUACUUUUGAUACGUAAACAAUAAACUCGUAACCAAGUCUGAAAACUGAAAAAUUACAAUGACUGAUCACCACAGAUGGCAUUCUUUUGUCAUGCGAUGCUUCCCGUAACCCCAAAAGAAGGUAGGCCGUAUGAAAGAUUUCAGCAUCGACUGUAAUAUUCAAAAUAUCAGUAGUUACUCACAACAAACCUAAUCAUUAAUCUAGAUUAUCGAUAAGGCCAUUUGACAAGAGAGAUAAUCAUCAAGUAACAUCUUUAGUAAAAUAAUAGUCCAUAAGAUCUAGGAUCAAACAGCAAAGUUCUGCUGCCCAACCUUUUCCUCAGUAUCAAACUGAAUAGAUCUUAGCUGCAAGCCUAACAUAUUUGGUUGUCGUAUUGUUCAUGCGCUUUCAUAUUUACCAGUUACAAAAACAACAAUAGGCAGCUGGUUGUUUUGAGUUUAGAAAAACGCUGGAAUUUGGCCCUGUUGCUUCAGUUUGACAUAAAAGACACCCUGAUAGGUGUGACGAAGAAAGGUAGGCCUUGCGGUUUAAGAGUUGAGCAUGCAGAUGUAGCGAAGUUACUAAGGAAAUCCUUUUAUAUUCAUUGAGUUUUUCUACGACACACUUUGAGACGAAAUGCAAGUGAAUUGGGGAAUUCUCGGUGCUGGCAACAUUGCUCAUGACUUUUCUGUUGCGUUGAGGACGCUUCCAGUGACUGAACACCAAAUACAGGCCAUUGGGUCUAGAUCGCUUGAACGCGCAGCGGCGUUUGCAAAAACACACAAAAUCAAACAGUUCUAUGGCUCGUACGAUGAAGUUUUCAAUGAUGCAGAAGUCGAUGUUGUGUAUGUUGCAACAGUUAAUAACACACACAAUUCAUUGAUACUGCAAGCACUGGAAAAUGGAAAACAUGUGCUGUGUGAGAAGCCUAUUGGAGUCAACGCCGAAGAAAUUAGUGCUAUCUUCCAGCUGGCUCAAGAAAAGAGACUGUUUGUAAUGGAGGGACUUUGGAGCAUGUUUGUUCCUUCCUGGCUUGAAACCCUUCUACAAAUAAAGAAUGGAGCCAUUGGCAGACCGAGAUUUAUGAACUUCAUGCAUGCAAGAAAAAUGUAUCAAAAAAGGGAGAAAUUUUAUUCCAAAGAAUUGGCAGGGGGGAUGCUGAGCAGCCUUGGUGAAUAUCCGCUCGCUUUUGCUUACUGGGUUUUCAAUAAAGAAGAACCAGUAAAUAUUGUCGCGUCCGGGUACAACUUUGGCACGGGGGUCGAUAAGACCCAUUCGGUGACCAUGUCAUACAGGAAUGGAGAGACACUCACCUCAUUCAUCUCCUGCGAUUUCGAUGGCUUGGAAAAUGCUGAAAUAAUUGGAGACAAAGGCAAAAUAAAACUAAACUACCCUUUCUGGUGUCCAACUACAGUGACCACAUCGAAUUCGGUUCUCUCAUUUGAAAUGCCGCAUGGGGAUAUGCAAACAAAUUUCACCAAUUCAGCUGCACUGAGUUACGAGGCAAGACAUGUUCGACAUUGCUUGAUGUCUGGCUGGUUGGAAAGCAAUGUGGUGACACACAAAGCAUCCAUUACUAUCGCAAGGUGGACGGACGAAAUUAAGCAUCAACUGAACGUCAUGAAUGAGCUGGACGAUGUUAACAGAUAAUACUAAUUUCUACAUGCCACAAUAGAUGUAUAGUAAGAUAAAAUUAGCAGUAAAAUGUAAAGUGUUUUUAGUAGCGAUUAUCUUUUAUAUUUAAAACAA